UUUACAUAUAAAAGACAAAGACUGUGUGGCUCUGGAGGUGCGGUACCACAAAAGCUGUUACAGUCAGUACACCAUGUUUUUGCUGAGACCUGACAAACCAGAGACAGAACAGGAUGAGGCAAUGUUUGAUGCCAGUUACAAGCUGUUCUGUGAGAGGAUCAUCCGCCAGAGGCUGCUUGUCAACAAUGAGGUGCUUAGAAUGGGCCAGCUGAGGCAGGCCUUCAUUGACAUGGUGAAAGCAAACGAAGGUGUUGAUGCUUCAAACUACAGACAGGAUCUGUUGAAGAAGAGGCUGGCUCAAGAUUUCCCUCAGCUAGCGUUUCACAUGCCCACCAAGCGCAACGUCUGCGAACUGGUUUUUGCUGAGACUCUGUCAAAGGAUGCACUCGUGGACAUGCUACCAGAUCCAUCCGGUACGGAAACAACACAGUCCAGUGAAUUGAGCCAGACAGACAGCGACAAUGAAACAGGGAGAACAAAGUGCCAAACAACACAUGAGGACACAAGGACACUGUAUACAGCAGCGUUGUUUUUGAAAAGACUGCUUAGUGACACUCCUGGCAUGUCAUGCCCAUGGCCUCCCACUUCUGAAAAUGUAAAUGUCACUGAAUCUCAAACUGUUGUCCCCAUUGGACUAUACAAUCUGCUCAGCUGGAUUAUAGGUUCCACUGAGGAGCCAACACUGGAUCAUUAUGUCAACAUUGAUGAUGACGUACAUUUGAAAGUGUUGUCUGUUUGUCAAGACAUUGUGUACCUUGCUUCCAAGGGCCGCAAGCAGACACCCAAGUCCUUGGCUUUAGGUUUAACUGUUCGACAUUUAACUGGAUCAUCACGCAUUGUAUCACUGCUUAACAGACUGGGACAUUGUGCAUCAUGGGACACAGUUUUGAGUCUAGACACUAGCCUUGCCCAACUGACACUAGUAGAAGGCAGAGACAAAAUACCGAAGGGAUUCUCAAAGCGGACACCCACAACACUUGUGUGGGAUAACAUUGACUUUGGUGAGGAGACACUAUCGGGUCGUGGAACUACUCACCAUACAAAUGGAAUUAUGCUCCAGAGUGUGCCCGGCGAGCCUAUGUCCACAGCAAUCAGACAGCCACUGAGAAAGGGAGUUACUUCAUUCAUAGCCCCCCCUCCAAUGCCUAUACAACCUUACCAUCAGUCCAAAAGGCAAGGGCCACAGAACUUGUGUCAACCAGUGCAGUCAGCGACAUGCAGAAUGGACACCCACUUUGCUGUACAAGCUGAAAUGGCAUAUGCUUUUGUGAAGUCCACAUGUACGGAUAGUUGUACAAUCCCAAGCUGGACAGGGUUCCAUACACUGCUUCAGGAUGAAAACACUCUGCAGAAGUCCGUAUUGUAUUAUCUUCCAGUCAUUGAAGCCUCACCAACAGAGAUGUCAACAGUCAACACUAUCCUGAAGCGAAGUGUCCAGAUUGCUGACCAGCUAGAACUGGAUCAUAUAGUUUUAGUGUUUGACCAGGCUAUAUAUGCCAAAGCACAGCAAAUACGCUGGAAGGAUGUUGAGUUACAAAGCGUCUAG
Molecule: messenger RNA, 1546 nt
Organism: Gymnodraco acuticeps
Lineage: Eukaryota; Metazoa; Chordata; Actinopteri; Perciformes; Bathydraconidae
Exons: 3
Coding region: 74-1546 (490 amino acids)
Source: RefSeq, a predicted model, not a curated record